AUGCUGAGGACGCUUGCAGAAAGCAGCAGCGAGUUCCGCCGGCUGAGCGAACACUUGGUAAGGACAGGCGCUGUUCCAUCCCGAGAUCGCUUCGGCAGCGGCGAGCGUGCGGUGCAAAAGGCACUGCGCGUUGUUCGCAUAGAGCGGGUCUUGAUUUCAGACGCUGAGACGAAAUAUCGUGACCGACGAAUGAAGAUGUUCGAACAUCGAGGGACCUUUCAACCUGACUUGCAGGAUUGCUGUGCGCUGCGGCCAGAUUUGUCUUGUGAUUUAGACAUUGGUCUGCAUGAGCUCCUGCUCUAUCACGGUUGCAGAAAACGGAGUAUUGAUGGGAUUCUCAGUGAGGGCUUUGACCCUUCCCGAUCUGGAGAGCGCUCCGGUCGGUUCUUUGGAUGUGGUACAUACUUUGCCGACAUUGCUGCAAAGGCGGACACCUAUGUAGACUCAGCUGCUGAUGGUAUGAAAUGCGUCGUUGUUGCGCAGGUUUGCCUUGGGAAGGCAUUGAAAGCUUUCCGUGCAAUGCCCCGGUUCCAUCCAAGUUGCAGCGAAGGCGACAACGAGCGCCCUGCAUUCGAUUCUGUGGUCGGGGAAGACACCGAGCAUGGAGGCAUUCUGGAUCACAGGGAGUACGUGAUAUACGAUGGCACGCAAGCCAUGCCACGCUACCUUGUCUGGUACCAGCACUGCGAGGACUGCAGAUGUUUUCGGUGCAGGUCAGCCUCAUGCGCCUUCAGACCGUCAGCUGCCCUGCCACCGCUGCCAUUACCUCCACCCGGCGUCUCUCUGCGUGCAGCGAAGACCGCAGCUCCGAGCACGCAGCGAGCGUGCAGCGCCCGAGGCACCUCGAGCCGGGCGGAGAUGGCCCCGCAAAGACGGUUUAGUCCAAGAGCGACGAGCUGGGAGCCUCGGGAGCCAAGAAAAGGCCGAUCUGCUCUCCCUGGCGGCCCUGCGCCAGCGCGGCGAGCCAUGGACGACGAGGGCGAGAACGAGUUCGUCGUGGAACAGGUUAAUGACGUCGUCAAGAACGCCAUCACGAAGACCCUUGGAGGGUCGCAGUACAGCAAGGAGCGGGUGACCCCGUGGACGAACCAGAUCAUUGACGAGUGUUUGAAGGAGCUUGCAAAGCUGAACAAGCCUUUCAAGUACGUUGUUACCUGCAUUAUCAUGCAAAAGAGCGGUGCGCCACUUCACACUGGCAUUGCUCUGCACUGGGACACGAAGACGGAUGGAACUUCGUGCGUACAAGUGGGGACAGACACGAUGGAUUGCAUCACGACCGUGUGUGCAUGA
Symbiodinium sp. CCMP2456 is the source of this 1290-nucleotide messenger RNA. The record is from the annotation of a GenBank genome assembly. Lineage: Eukaryota; Dinophyceae; Suessiales; Symbiodiniaceae.